CUGAUUUACAUCAACACAAAAAUUCAAGCAAAAGCAGUCCCCCCAGAGGGCUGACCUCUGCUGGAUGCUAUUGCUGCUACAUAUUUGCUGUUAUUAACAAUAAGAUAAAUUUGUGUUAAUCACUUUGCAGCACCCUUCUAUUAUCUUCACUUGAAGAGGCCAUGGAUGCCAAGAAGCAGGGUAUACUCUCCAUUCUCGUAUCGGAUUCCGACACACCGGCGGCCAAAGGUACUUCGCUUAGAAGAACUUUGUCGGCCGAUAUGUCUUUGACACAACAAGGGUUAAUGUCUCCCCUGAAAAAGAGUCCUUCAUCCCAGGAAUUCCCUGUUUCUUCAUCAUUCGAAGAAGGGGAAGACGAUGAUGAGGCGCCGAGUCAAUUCGAUGUCUGGGCUUCCAUUCAACAAAAGAAGAAGGAAGUUGAAAAUCAAGGUAAGUUCGAUGUAUGGAGCUCCAUCGUAUCACAAAAGCCAGUGGAAGAGACUUCGAACUCUUCCCCGCCUUAUAUUCACCCUCUUGUGAAGCGAUCCGGUAGCUGUUUAAGCGAGAAAAGCCUUGAAAUUUGUACCGAGAGCCUUGGUUCCGAAACCGGCUCCGAUGGGUUCUCUUCGGAAACCGGUGACAUGGAGGAAGAUGAACAAGAGGAUCAACAACUGCUACACCAAAAGCAAGAACCAGUGGCACCCACGGUUACGCCUUGUUUCGAUGGUGAAAAGGCGGAAAUAAUUCCGAAACAUUACGAUGUUGGGAAGAAAUCGCCAAACCCUUCAUUUCCUCCGCCAAUCUCUUCCCUUUCGGCCAAAGACGGAGCAUCGAGGCGGUUGAAGACUCGUCGUGAUAAUGGAAAAUUGGUCAUUGAAGCUGUUUCGAUGCCUUGUUUGAACAACUUUCUUGCUCAACGCCAAGACGGUCGCCUUGUCCUCACUUUCGCGAAUACCAAUGGUGCUGAAGAAGAAGUAAUGGAAGUGGAAGAGUUAGAAGAAGAGUUUGAAAGCUUCGGAGAAAAAGAAAGUGAAAUAGACAUUGAUGAAGAAGAAGAGGAAAGUGAAGAUAGAUGUUAUGAGAUUGAGCAGGCUCCCAAACUGUCAAGUGGAGCAAUCACUGUGCAUAGGUUAGCCGUGAUGAUGAACAAGCCGAUGUGGUUAGCAAAUAGGAACCCAACAUGGACUAAAGAUAUCAAUGAAAUAGUCAAAUUCGGAGACGAAAAGGAGGGGAAAGUAAAGCCAACAGUAGCACCAACAUCACUAGCACAGUCAUUGCCACCACGUCCACCGAUGGGUAGGCCAAUUCCAAUAUCACCGUCGAAGGCAGGAGCAGGAGCAGGUACAGUUGUAUCAUUCAAUGCUUAUGAGUGCUACUGGAGGAGGCCGAAUCAGGGCAUGUCAAAGGCGUCACUUGAUCAACAGUCACAAGAAAUGAAAGUGAAUAUUAAAGGUGGUGAGUUAGUUCCAUUGUCGAAAGGCUGCAAGGAACAUAGGAGACCCCUUCUAUUCUGGGCACCUCAUUGCAUUGCCACUUCCUGAUGAUUAAAAUCCAUGCCUAUAAUAUUAUUUUUGUUCUCUCCUAGCUAGUUUUUUCCACAUCCACUCUUUGAGGAGGGUGAUUGUGUCUUCAAAAUCCCAAUAAAAAACAUCCGAGGGAGAGAUAUAUAUAGUAGAUAU
Hibiscus syriacus is the source of this 1658-nucleotide messenger RNA. Its product is annotated as protein FAF-like, chloroplastic. The coding region runs from base 162 to 1520 and encodes 452 amino acids. The record is from RefSeq and is a predicted model, not a curated record. NCBI's taxonomy places the organism in Eukaryota, Viridiplantae, Streptophyta, Magnoliopsida, Malvales, Malvaceae. The transcript has 2 exons.